Cervus elaphus (red deer) is the source of this 3215-nucleotide messenger RNA. It is a transcript of the gene KCTD14, whose product is annotated as potassium channel tetramerization domain containing 14. The coding region runs from base 46 to 912 and encodes 288 amino acids. Gene Ontology annotation, molecular function: protein binding. The transcript has 2 exons. Gene Ontology annotation, biological process: protein homooligomerization. Lineage: Eukaryota; Metazoa; Chordata; Mammalia; Artiodactyla; Cervidae. The record is from RefSeq and is a predicted model, not a curated record.
GAUAGGCUCUCACCCCGGUGGCAAGCGUACACCUCUCAUGUAACCAUGCAAUACACGAAGGCAUGCGUCGUCUCGAACCCUGCAGACUCCAGGAAAACUGGGCGGCUUCCAGCCGGAGCCAGACGCGAGGCGGGGGAACGGCUGCUGCAGCUCCGGGCAGCAGGGGGCGCUGCGGGGCAGGCCAGAACCGCGGCUCCGCCUGCGCCAGCCUCUGGGUCCCUGGGCGGAAAACACACGCGUUUCCAAAAGGAAUCUCCGGUCGUGGACCUGAACGUGGGGGGUGAGUUCUAUACCACCACCUUGGGCACCCUGAGGAAGUUCCCAGGCUCAAAGCUGGCAGAGAUGUUCUCCAGCCCCGCCAAGGCCUGCCUGGAUGCCGAGGGACGUUUCUUCAUCGAUCGCUGCGGCACCUACUUUGGACCCAUCCUGGAAUAUCUGCGCAGUGGGCAGCUGCCCACCCAGCACAUCCCGGAGGUGUACCGCGAGGCUCAGUACUACGAGAUCAAGCCUUUGAUCAAACACCUGGAGGACACGCCCCAGAUCUUCGGCGAGCAGGUGGCGCGGAAGCAGUUCCUGCUGCAGGUGCCAGGAUACAGCGAGAACCUGGAGCUCAUGGUGCGCCUGGCGCGCGCCGAGGCCGUGGCGGCGCGCUGCUCCCGAGUCCUGGUGUGCCUGGUACGAAACGAAAAGGAGGAUGCCAACUGCGCAGACGCCCUGCGCUCCCUGGAGGCGAACAAAAGGUCAGUGGUCAAAUUCGGGCCUUGGAAGGCAGCCCUGGAUAUCAGUGACCUCCUGGACUGCCUGAACAUGGACAUUAAGGCCCAAGGGUACCAGGUAUGCUAUUCACACAACAGUCCGUUACCAGCCAAGGUCUCCGACUACUUCUAUACAUUCAGCUUCAGCUGGUGGUGAUCCCCAGGGGCCGGGGCUCUUUGUUAUGGGCUCUGGUGGGAAGUAUGAAAUUAAAAGUUGCCUUAAAGAGUCAUCUUUCUUUAAAUUAAAAAACAAAAACAAAAACAAAAAACAGACAGAAGUUCCCUAAUGGUCCAGUGGUUAAGAAUCCACCUGCCCAAUGCAGGGGACGUGGAUUUGAUCCCUGGUCUGGGAAUAUUCCGCAUGCUGCAAGGCAACUAAGCCUGUGGGCCAGAACUACUGAGUCCGCCACUCUGGAGGUCUGCUCAGCAACCAGAGAAGCCAGCACAAGGAGAAGUCUGCCCACGAGAGCUGGGGAGGAGCCCACCCCCCAGCUUGCCGCAACCAGAGAAAGCCAGUGCACAAUGAAGACACAGUACAGCUAAAAACAAAUAAAUAAAAUUUAAACAAAAAACCAAAUAGACAUCAGAAAUUUCCAUGGUGGUCUAGUUGAGUUUUGCCACCAAAUAUUUGUUUCCCUCUUGAGGUUCUUUCCAUCCAUGGCAACUGACUCCACUGUACUUGCCUACUGAGGUGCAGCUGUUUCUUCUGUAAAGUCUCAUGGACCUGCCAGACCCUUCCCUGAAGUCUAACAGCAAUGUGGAGAUGAGUUGGAAUGUUUCAACCAUGCUUUGGCUGGAGAUGUGGGAUGACAGCAGAAAGUAAUAGGGUGUCAUGAAUCUAGACAGUCAGACCUAAAAAUGUAAUCCAGCCAGCCUCAGCUUGUGGUCCAGUCUUCUAGCCCUGGUGUCUGCCUUCAUGAGGAAGAUGCCACAUUAGUACUCGACAUCGAUGCGGCUCAGAUCUUCUCUCCUGGGUGCUGUGAGUGUUGGCUGCUGAAACCUCACAAGUGUCCUCUUCUGUAGAGCAGCAGUUCUCAAUGUGUGGUUCCUAGACCAGCAGCACCCCCAAUACCUGGGAACUUGUUAGAAAUACAGAUUCACUAGUCCCUACCUCAGAUCUACUGAAUCAGAAACUCUGGAAGUCUGUUUUAACAAGUCCCCCAGGUAAUUCUGAUGCACCCUAAUUUUGAGACCUGCUCUAGGAAAGAAUUGCCAUCUCACUUGUGUGGAGGUUCAGAAGACUGAUCCCUCACCUCAAGGAGGAACAGGUCUGAUGCGGUUCCUAUUUUAGAGCUCCUGGGGAUCAGGCUGAAGUCAGCCUUUGCUGGACACCACAUUCCUGUUUAGUGGUCUUCUUUGACUUUGCCCUGCUUCGCUCACUACCCUCCCCCCCGCCCCCCGCCCUUCACUUGAGAACACAUCCUCACUAAGUCACUUAAAGAAGAGACUCACUCAGGUUCUACUUCAUAACCAAAGACAUUAGGUAACUUUAAGGAAGACACCUUCAUCCUCUCCAAGUUCAGGUCUGGUGUAGAUGGCCCACAUUUCCUACCUAGUUUGACUACCAUGCAUCCUGGGUUCCCUGGGACUGAAGGUAAAGUUUAACUGCCAAGCUGUAGGGAAUUAACACUGAAUCAGGAAAUUUCAAAUUUAAACGUAAAAUUUCUCAGAACAUAGUUAUUUUCAGUGAGCAUUUUAAUUCAGUAACUGCAUCUGCUUGUAUAUAUUUUUUAUUCUCAAAGCUUGUUCCGUAUUUUUCUUUUUUUUUGUAUUUAAUAUGGCUGACAGUUUAAAGUAGAAAAAUCCUAAAUGUCUAUUUGAACUUUGUGUCAUGAUUCAAUUCAACAUUAUUCAUAAGGAGCCAAAAAACGUUCAUACCCUUUGAUCAGUAAUUACACUUCUGAGAUUUGAUUCCAGAGAGACACUCUGCUCUAUAAGAUCUAACUAGGAUUGCUUAAAAUCUCACUUUUAUGAAUUAUGGAAAGAUCAAUGUCCUCCCCAAGAUUUCUGCACAUUCCCAGAGGGCCUGUCUUCUUAAGGUCAGUUCUGGUUCUCUGCUCCUGCUAGAUUCAUUCAGCAUCGGGAUCAACUAGAUUUCUUAACCUGUUGUGCUGUUCUAUACAAUGCUUACCCAGAGUUAACAGUCAAAUCUUUUCCUGAAUUUUUACAGAUACCACUCGCACCAGCUAUUUGCUCACAUAACAGGCAAAUAAAAGGAAGGGAGUUUACCACACAGAAAUGCAAACAACUUCAAAUUUAAUAUUGGGCAUAUCUAUUCUUAAAAGUGUCUUAAUCACCCUAUCACUAGAGGUUUUUCACUAGUAGAUUGUAUUUGUUUUCUACUCUUUCUUUUCUCCCUAUUCCUGCCGCGCUUCUGUGUGUGUGUGUGUGUGUGUGUGUGUGUGUGUUUGUGUGUGUGCUCAGUCAUGUCCAACUCUUUGCAACCCCAUGGACUGCAAC